Messenger RNA from Drosophila eugracilis, 1647 nucleotides. RefSeq names its product zinc finger protein ZPR1 (gene Zpr1). The record is from RefSeq and is a predicted model, not a curated record. Lineage: Eukaryota; Metazoa; Arthropoda; Insecta; Diptera; Drosophilidae. Gene Ontology annotation, molecular function: zinc ion binding. The coding region runs from base 121 to 1503 and encodes 460 amino acids. The transcript has 2 exons. Gene Ontology annotation, cellular component: nucleus; cytoplasm.
UUACAAUCGAUAUACGCAAUCGGUAACACGUUUAACACGCAAAGCGAAAAACAUUUUGUUCAUUUCAUUUCAAACAAAAAACAUAAAAUCAGCUUAUUUUGCGUGAAUAACAAUCAAACCAUGUCAACUGUAAGCGCCGCCAGCGGCAGCAAUGCCUCCAGUCCACCGGAAAGCGAUGUAACCGUCCGACCGGAGCCAAUUUUCCGGGAGAUCAACGCGGAACAGGCGGAGGAGGUCGUCGAAAUCGAAUCCGCAUGCAUGAACUGCUUUGAAACGGGCGUUACCCGGCUGCUACCCACCAAGAUACCCUUCUUCCGGGAGGUAGUACUGAUGUCGUUUAAAUGCGACCAUUGUGGGCACGUCAACAACGAGAUGCAGUCCGCCUCCGAGAUUCAAAAGUCCGGCAUCCGCAUCGAACUGCAUGUUCAAUCGGUGGCCGAUCUCAAUCGGCGAGUAGUGCGAUCGGAUAACUCCAGUGUUACCAUACCGGAAGUCGAGCUGGAGAUCCCAGUGCAGUCGCAGAAGGGUGAGGUUACUACCGUUGAGGGCAUCAUUGAGAGAACGAUAGCCGGCUUGUCCCAGGAUCAGGAUAAGCGGCGCAUCGAUCAUCCGGAGGCUGCAGCCUCUAUUGACGCUUACAUAGAGCGAUUACACCGCUUGAAGGAGGUGAAUACACCCUUUCGUCUGCUCCUCGAGGACAUCUCCGGUAAUAGUUUUGUCGAGAAUCCUCUGGCACCCGCCGCUGAUCCGCAAUUGAAGACAUCGCACUUCACACGAAACCAGCAGCAAAACGAGCAAUUAGGCCUUUACGAGCAGAACCACGAGGAACAGCACUUAUUAAAGCCUAUUGCCGAGGACGCGUGGCCAAUAGAGAAUCUGCAUGGCGAGGUGCUACAGUUCCCGACCAAUUGUCCUAAUUGCCAAGCUCCCUGUGAGACCAACAUGAAACUCACAAACAUCCCGCAUUUUAAGGAGGUGGUUAUUAUGGCCACCGUCUGCGGCUCUUGUGGCCACAAGACAAACGAGGUGAAAUCAGGCGGCGGUGUGGAAGCUCAGGGUGUUCGCUUCCGAGUGCAGAUUGCUAGCAAAGAGGAUCUGACGCGCGAUGUGCUAAAGUCCGAGACGUGCAGCUUGUCCAUACCUGAACUGGACUUGGAGGUCGGUCCGCAUGCUCUGUGCGGUCGCUUCACCACCGUUGAGGGUCUGCUGUUGGCCAUGCGAGAUCAGUUGGAUGGCACCUUCUUCCAUGACUCCGCGGACGAGACGACCAAACAGCAGAUGCAACGUUUCCUCGACACCUUCGACGACGUGAUGAACCUAAAACGAAUAAUAACGCUGGUGCUAGAGGAUCCGGCCGGCAACACCUACGUGCAAUCGCUUAGCGACGACGAUGCUGAGCCGGACGAGAAAUUGGUUGUAGAGCGGUACGAUCGCUCCUUCGAAGACAACGAGGAGCUGGGACUGAAUGAUAUGAAGACGGAGGGCUACGAGCAGGAGGCGUGAUAACUGCCGGGCAACUUGAACUCUGCAUUUACCGUCAGCAUAAGUCACUUAGUAGUUACAUACGUAUAGGCAAUUACAAAUCUAAUCAGUUUUUUUAUAUUGGCCAUUAUUUUGCGUUAUCAAUAAAGACAAGUUUAAAAUUAA